Penicillium subrubescens is the source of this 1518-nucleotide messenger RNA. Its product is annotated as allantoate permease family MFS transporter. Gene Ontology annotation, biological process: transmembrane transport. Gene Ontology annotation, cellular component: membrane. Lineage: Eukaryota; Fungi; Ascomycota; Eurotiomycetes; Eurotiales; Aspergillaceae. The record is from RefSeq and is a predicted model, not a curated record. Gene Ontology annotation, molecular function: transmembrane transporter activity. Bases 1 to 1518 code for a protein of 505 amino acids. The transcript has 9 exons.
AUGCCCGACUCCACCGAUACCUCCCUCGGGGGCAAACCCACCGAUGACCAAUUCGAGGAUGCGCGCAUCUACGAUGAGAAGCACCCCGAUCGGGAGUCCGCCGCUGCUAGCCCUCCCUCUUUUGCGGGCGUCGAUGAAGCAGCUGUGUUGCGAAAGAUGGAUAUUCGGUUGAUUCCUAUGCUCAGUGCGCUCUACCUGUUGGCCUUUUUGGACCGAGGCAACAUUGGUAAUGCGAAGAUUGAGGGUUUGUUGGACGAUCUACACAUGACGGGGCCGCAGUAUAACUGGACAUUGACGGUGUUCUUCUUUACCUACUGUGUGUUCGAGUUGCCCAGUAACCUGCUGUUGAAGAAGUUGAGACCGUCCAGAUGGCUGCCAUUGAUCAUGGUCGCUUGGGGUAUUGUGAUGACCCUCAUGGGUAUCGUUCAAAACUACGGUGGACUCCUCGCAACUCGUCUUUGCCUGGGAAUUGCUGAGGCCGGUCUGUACCCCGGUGUUGCCUAUUACAUUACUCUGUGGUACCCUCGCCACCGCGCUCAAUUCCGACAAGCCAUGUUCUUCAGCGCCGCCAGUAUCGCUGGUGCAUUCUCCGGACUUCUGGCCUUUGGUAUCGCCAAAAUGGACGGAGUCGGUGGCCUCGCUGGCUGGCGCUGGAUCUUCAUCUUGGAAGGUAUUCUCACCGUGGUCGUCGCCUUUGUUGCGCCAUUCGCGAUCCAUGAUUCCCCCGAGACAGCCACUUUCCUCACAGAGCAAGAGCGAGCAUUCGUGAUUCACGCUCUGCGGAUUCAAAACUCGGCAGACGCGCGCGAGAUGGUCCAGGACGAGUCCAAGUUUCACAUGAAAUAUGUGAUUGACGCUUUCAAGGACUGGCAGAUUUGGUUGGGAUUGUUGAUGUACUGGGGUAUCACCUGCCCACUGUACGGUAUCUCUUUUUUCCUCCCAUCUAUCAUCAAGGAUCUGGGGUACAAGUCUUCCACCGCACAGCUACUGACUGUUCCCAUCUACAUCACCGCUGCCAUCGUCGCCGUGGCCGCAGCCUGGUACUCCGAUCGCCGCAAGCAACGCUCUCCCUUCAUCCUGUUCUUCAUGUCCUUGAUCGCUAUCGGCUUCAUUAUUGUCAUCGCAUCGACCGGACGCGGCGUGCCUGGUGUGGUCUACUUCGGAGUAUUCAUCGCAGUCAUCGGUAUUUACCCUGCUUUCCCGGGUAACGUUACCUGGCUGAGUGUCAACCUUGCUGGCGACUACAAGCGUGCAGCGGGUAUGGCUAUCCAUAUUGGUAUCGGUAAUCUGGCAGGAGCCAUGUCCUCAAACUUCUAUCGCUCGAAGGACGCUCCCAAAUACAUCCUCGGCCACUCUCUCGAGCUCGGCUUCGUGAUCAUGGGCAUGAUCGCAGUCCUCCUUCUGCGAUUCAAUUACCAGCGCAUCAACAAGAAGCGUGAUCAGCUUGAUCCUUCGGAGUAUCCGAGUGAUCCCGAUUCGCUGGGAGAUAGGUCACCUCUGUUCAGGUAUAUGCUGUAA